This is a messenger RNA of Leptonychotes weddellii (Weddell seal), 1062 nucleotides long. NCBI's taxonomy places the organism in Eukaryota, Metazoa, Chordata, Mammalia, Carnivora, Phocidae. The record is from RefSeq and is a predicted model, not a curated record.
CGAGAGCUUGGGCGGUGGGGAAGGGGCCCUGGAGAGAGGGGCCAGGGUGGUGGGAGGGGCCCCGAGGAUGGUCGCCUGCCAACAGUCCUGACCUCUGAUUCCUGCUGCUUUGGGGGCUUGAGGGAAGUUGCUGCCACAUUUCUCUUUCCGGGGGUCUGUACUUGCCUUUGAAGACCACGGGCCCAGGAUGGAGAUGCUCACGCCUUCCUCGGCGGGGUGGGGGGCACAUCUGGGACUGCGGUGCCUGGAGUCCCUUUAGAGCCCUUGUCUCAUCCGGGACGGGGAGCCCACGCUGUUGAGUGCAAGGGGCGCAUCGGGGGAGGGCUGCCCACGCUUCUCCUUCAGGCUCUGGUCCAGGAUCGGGGGGUGUCCCUACCCACACUCCCCGACCUGGGGCUUCGUCCGGGGUGGGGGGCCGCUGGGGAGCAGGCUGGGGCUGCCCUCACGGCCUCCCCUCCCGCACGGCGGCCAGAAAGUGGCCUACACGACGGUGCUGCAGGAAUGGCUGCGCCUGGCCUGUCGCAGCGACGCCCACCCCGAGCUCGUGCGACGCCACCUGGUCACCUUCCGGGCCAUGUCGGCGCGCCUGCUGGACUAUGUGGUCAACAUCGCCGACAGCAACGGCAACACGGCUCUGCACUACUCUGUGUCUCACGCCAACUUUCCCGUGGUGCGGCAGCUGCUUGACAGUGGUGUGUGUCAGGUGGACAAGCAGAACCGUGCUGGCUACAGCCCCAUCAUGCUCACCGCCCUGGCUACCCUGAAGACCCAGGAUGACAUCGAGACCAUCCUGCAGCUCUUCCGGCUCGGAAACGUCAAUGCCAAAGCCAGCCAGGUACGGGCCGUCCGUGCUGCGGACCCAGGCAGCCCUUCCCACUGACUUAAGUCCUGGCUGUGCACCAAGCCCAGAUGUGAUCUUAUUCCAUGCCCCCGGGGGAGAAUCCCCACUCCACAGACAAGGGAGCCGAGGCUCAGAGAAGCACCCAUUUCCUCAAGGCCAGAUUAGAGGAGGUGGGAUUUGAACCCCCAUGGUCUAGCUUUAGAACCCCAUUAUUUUUUUUU